Messenger RNA from Zingiber officinale, 1642 nucleotides. RefSeq names its product serine carboxypeptidase-like 51. Bases 90 to 1454 code for a protein of 454 amino acids. Gene Ontology annotation, molecular function: serine-type carboxypeptidase activity. The record is from RefSeq and is a predicted model, not a curated record. Gene Ontology annotation, biological process: proteolysis. Lineage: Eukaryota; Viridiplantae; Streptophyta; Magnoliopsida; Zingiberales; Zingiberaceae. The transcript has 13 exons.
UUCCAAUAAAUACUCGCUUUUUGCCUUCCCACAUCGAAUGACCCUCCCUCUCCAUUUUUGUCUCCUCCUCCUCCUCCUCCUCCUCCUCCAUGGCUAAAUUCCUCCUCCUUUUCGUCCUCCUCUGCGCCGCCGUCCACUUCACGGUCGUCGUCGCCGCAUACGGCACCGCCGACGGAUCCGAGCAGUGGGGAUACGUCCAAGUCCGGCCAAAGGCGCACUUGUUUUGGUGGCUCUACCGGAGUCCACAGAGGACGGACGCCGGCCCGACGCCAUGGCCGACCGUGCUCUGGCUCCAGGGCGGACCUGGCGCCUCCGGCGUGGCCAUCGGGAACUUCGAAGAAGUCGGGCCGCUGGACGCCAAUCUCAAGCCUCGGAAAUCGACAUGGCUGCAAAAAGCUGACCUCCUUUUUGUGGACAACCCGGUGGGCACAGGGUUCAGCUACGUGCAGGACGAGAGCCUUUUUGUGAAGACCGACUUGGAGGCCGCCACGGACUUGACGACGCUUCUCAAGAAGCUCUACAACGGCAAUGCGACAUGGCAGAAGAGCCCGCUCUUCGUUGUGGCAGAGUCUUAUGGACGCAAGUUUGCUGUCACUGUUGGUUUAGCCAUUUUCAAAGCCAUCAAAGCAGGGGAACUGAAGCUUAAGUUUGGAGGUGUAGCUUUGGGAGAUAGCUGGAUUUCACCAGAAGAUUAUUUCUCUUGGGGGCCUCUCUUGAAGGACGUCUCAAGGCUCGAUGAAAAAUCUGCAGAUGAAUCGAACAACAUGGCUGAAAAAAUUAAGCAGCUGAUUGCAAAUGGGAAAUACAGUGAUGCAACAGAUGCAUGGAGUAGUCUUGAAGGCUAUAUCAUUUCUAAGAGCAAUGAUGUCGACUUUUACAAUUUCUUAUUGGACUCUGCAAGCGAUCCUGUUUCACUGGCUUCAACUAAAGAAGCAGCAAGGAAGUUGGUAAUGAAGACGUAUACAACAUACCUGAGCUCCAAGGCUUCGUCUUCAGAUGGUGACAUAUCAACCCUCAUGAACGGCCCAAUCAGGAACAAGCUCAAGAUAAUUCCCAGAAAUGUGAGCUGGGGAGAACAGUCUGGUCUCGUCUUUAGUUAUCUUUCUAAUGACUUCAUGAAGCCAAGAAUUAUUGAGGUUGAUGAGCUCCUUUCCCUGGGAGUCAAUGUCACUGUUUAUAAUGGGCAGGUUGAUCUAAUUUGUGCAACCAAGGGCACUGAAGCAUGGGUACAAAAGCUGAAAUGGGAUGGUUUAAAGAGUUUCAACAACAUAGAUCGAACGCCUUUAUAUUGUUCUUCUAGUGAGGAAGCAGAAGCCACCAAGGGCUUCCUGAAAUCUUAUAAGAAUUUGCACUUCUACUGGAUUCUUGGAGCAGGACAUUUUGUUCCAGUGGACCAACCUUGCAUUUCCCUAAAGAUGAUUGCUGACAUUACUAAUUCUCCAGCUGCUUCUUAGCAUUGAUCAUAAGUUUCCUGAUCAAAGUCGCUCUUUUUAUUUUUCAUGUCAAUUGUUUCGGUGAAAAGGGAAAAUAAGAAGAAUUGUUCAAAAUCAAACAAUGAUUUGUUUAUAGUGAUCAACGUGUUUCUAAAUCAUUGUGGGAGAACUACAAUAUUCCUGAUAUAUACUGUGUGUUCUUCACCAAC